Lachancea dasiensis is the source of this 813-nucleotide messenger RNA. NCBI's taxonomy places the organism in Eukaryota, Fungi, Ascomycota, Saccharomycetes, Saccharomycetales, Saccharomycetaceae. The record is from the annotation of a GenBank genome assembly.
AUGUCGAACGAUGGCCAACCAUGCCAGUGUGUCUCCGCCCGCUCCAGCGCCAUUACAAUGGGCUUAGAUCUUCAUGUUAAUUACAUGCGGAUGGCUACCAAGCUUGCGAGGUACGCUUUGGACCACGAUGAAACUCCUGUUGCAUGUAUUUUUGUUCACACGCCCACUGAUCAAGUUCUAGCGUACGGGAUGAACGACACGAAUAGAUCGCUGUCAGGAGUUGCACACGCUGAGUUCAUGGGCAUUGCCCAAAUACAAGAGAAAUUCGGGGCUCAGAACACAGCAAUCUUCAAAGACGUAACCCUAUAUGUAACAGUCGAGCCAUGCAUCAUGUGCGCAUCGGCAUUGAAGCAACUGGGGAUUCAGAAAGUCGUCUUUGGAUGUGGCAACGAACGGUUUGGUGGGAACGGGUCAAUUCUGUCCAUUCACCGAGAUUCAUGUACCGUCCCUCAGAAUAAACACGAACUGAUACCUGGGGUUCUGAGAAAAGAGGCCAUCAUGCUCCUUCGAUAUUUUUACGUGCGAGAAAACGAACGUUCUCCCAAGCCGCGGGCCAAGGCGAACCGAAAACUUGAUGUCUCUGUAUUUCCACCCAUGAAUUGGGGCCUAUACCUUACUCGAAGCGAAUUCGAGGAAAUAUUCGGGGCUUCGAAGAUAGAAUAUUUCGACAAGAGCUUAGAUUUGAGCACACAUGUCGAUUGGAGCCUCAUUGAUUGUAACCAAGAUAUAUUCUUUCAGAACCUUAAGGUCGAAUGUGAGCUAUUUUCGCUACAAGUUGCCAAGAAACCUAAACCGCAAACCAUAAGUUCAUAA